UCCCGAACAUCAUGUUAAUACAUUCAGGUUCCGUGUCAGUCAUUUGACUUUCCCAGUCGGCAAAUAAGAGAUGAAAGGAAGAGACUGAGGUUGUUUUUUUUACUGAGGAGAGAGAGAGAGAGAGAGAGAGAAGACAGCACUGAUAUGGGUGAGUCUCAGUCGAGGUCAGUGAUGCUCCAUCAGGACCAACCUCUGAACUCGGCCUACGGAGGGAAGGGAGGCUCUGAAGAUGUCUCCUCGUCGUCCCUGCGGAACAGGAAAGGCGACAAAGACGGCAACUUCAACUUCCUGCCGGGCAAGGACGACGACGAGGUCCUCACGGGCAACAGAGGCGGAGACGAGAACCGCAACCAGGUGCGUCCCCGCAACCUAGGCCCGCUCGGCCGCGACCCUCCGAGCUCCUCGCCGUCCUAUCACCACAAUUCCGGCGUUCUGUCGCCGCGCUCCCGCCUGCCCUGCUGGAGCCCGCUGGAGCCCCUGCCCGAAAUCGAGACGGGCGAUGACGGGUACGGCAGGGUUCCUCCCGACGGGGCGGAGGAAGGCAGGAUGGAAGAGGAAGUGAAGAGGAUGAUGAUGAGUCAGAACGAGGAGAAGCAGAGGGAGAAGAGGGAGCAGCAGAGGAGGAUGUGCAAGGAGCAAGAAGAGGACGGCGACGAAUGGGGCGACAGCGACUCCGAGUCCGAGUUCAGCUUCCGGUCUGGCGGCAGCAUGUCCCCGCUCAACAUGGACACAGGCGCAGGCGAGGGGAUGCUGAUGGGAGGCUGGGACCGCAUCGGAGUCGGGGAGCCGAAAUCGACCCAGCAGGAAAUCAACCAAACCAGAAACAGCAACAGAGAGCCGCCCGGAAGACGCAGAAGUGUCCCGCGCAAGUCUCUGACGGGGAGGAACCUGGGGAAUCUCAUCGAGGAGGGCGCGGAGGAAGACGGAGAGAACAACCGCUCCUCGGACUCCGACAGCGAGAUGCCGGAGCUGAUGGACGCCGUGUGGACGCUGCGGGACCGCGAGCACUUCAAGGCCCAGGAGAUGGAGAAGCACCAGGUGCAGCUGACCAUGUACCGCCGCCUCGCCCUGAUCCGCUGGGUCCGCACCCUGCAGAGCCGCAUCCAGGAGCAGCAGAACCGCCUGCAGUCCAGCUUCGACGUCAUCCUCACGCAGAGGAAGGAACUGCUGCGUAUGGGCGCCGCUUCCGCUGUGGCUAACGCCGCACCCGCUGCUGCCGUCAGCCAAUCAUGAAGAGAGGAGAGGAAAAGGAGGGACUGAAACACAAAGAGAAGGAAAACUGUAUUUUUGUUUUUUUUAAUUCCUAAAGGCUUUCUAUGUGAUGUUUCACUCUUAAAUAUAAAUCAAGUAUCUCCUCUGAAAAUAACUCUGUGAGUCAUGACUGUCUACAAUGGGUGUAACACCCGAGUCCCACUGUCUGUGAUGUUUUCAGAGUUUUCAGAGUCCUAUCUUCACUUUGUUUACAUCGCCCGAACGGCCGGCUGACUCCUCCCCUCGUGUAUAAAAGUUGUUUAAUUGAGGGACUAGAGAAAAGAAGAAUAACAUACUGUACUCACUGCUUAACUGUGUUUCUAGAUCACGCUCAUUUCAGGUAAAUUUACAUGCAGUGUGACGAUACGAGCAUAAUAAAGAUCGCUAGCAUUAGCAUGCUAACACAACAAUGCACUGCAAGUUGUUUUGGUUCCAUGCUGGUGCUCAAGGGCGACAUCUGCUGGAUCAAAAAAAAAAUCACAUAUAAAGCCUUUAAGAAUCUCCCCAGAAAAAAAACAAAACCAGACGACUUCCCCUUUAUUUUGUCUGACAGGUUUGAGCUUCAAACUCAUGUUUCUGAUUGUAAUGUUCCCAAAACUUCAAUUUCUUCACCCGUUUCCCACCCAGAGCAUCGAUAAAUGUAAUCCGACUCAUCAACACAAAACUGGAAAUAAACUCAAAGUGUCCAAUGUACUUUGGAGAUGAUGAAUAAUGUUGUGUGAGAAAUAUGAUAUUUAAGUCAAAAAUAUUAAGUGUUUAUGAUGUCUGUCUUUGAAUUGAUGUUUGUGUAGAACCCACUGCUGUACCAAAAAAGUAUCGCAAAUAUCAGAGAUUAUACAUCAGAGAUGAUUUAUAUACUGAGAUAACGCUGUAUAUAUAGAGAGAGAGAGAUGAUAAGAGAAUUACAAAGCGUAAAUAAAAUGAUCUUAUAUCCAAA
Molecule: messenger RNA, 2188 nt
Organism: Labrus mixtus (cuckoo wrasse)
Lineage: Eukaryota; Metazoa; Chordata; Actinopteri; Labriformes; Labridae
Product: UPF0500 protein C1orf216 homolog
Exons: 2
Coding region: 145-1233 (362 amino acids)
Source: RefSeq, a predicted model, not a curated record